Suhomyces tanzawaensis NRRL Y-17324 is the source of this 648-nucleotide messenger RNA. Its product is annotated as thioredoxin domain-containing protein. NCBI's taxonomy places the organism in Eukaryota, Fungi, Ascomycota, Pichiomycetes, Serinales, Debaryomycetaceae. Gene Ontology annotation, cellular component: cytoplasm. The record is from RefSeq and is a predicted model, not a curated record. Bases 1 to 648 code for a protein of 215 amino acids. The transcript has a single exon.
AUGGACCAGCAAAUAUCACAAUUGGUAGAAGGAUACCAGGAGUCCAAGUUAAGGCACCUCAACGACCCCGACAAUGAGUCCAGCGAUGACGACGAAUUGUUGGAAUUGUUAGAGGAUGACGAUGUUCUUUCCAGAUACAGAGAUGAAAGAAUCCAACAAUUGACCAAAGAACUCAAGAAAAUCGACGACGUUGUUGCCGAUACCAACGAUGAAGAGUUGGGACGGGUGGUCAACAUUCUGGACGAGAAGGAAUUGAUGAAUAUAGUGACUCAAAACGAGUUGGUAAUCAUUCAUUUCUACCAGCCCAACUUCCAACGGUGCAAAAUAAUGAAUGAAAGACUAGCCCAGGUUGCGGAGAAGCAUCUCACCCUCAAGAUCCUCAGAAUUACCGCCGAAUCAGCACCAUUUUUGGUCACCAAGUUGGGAAUCAAGGUGCUACCCUUUGUUGUCAUAUAUAAGAAGGGUAAGGAGCUUACGCGUACUGUUGGAUUUGAGAAAUUUGGUAACGAUCCAAAUACAUUCCCUGUGGAGGCUUUGGAACGCUUCCUAAUCAUGCAUAACGUGAUCAACAGAAGAACGAUCAACUUCGGCUCCAUUCGGAGCAAACCGCAGAAGGCUGAGGACGACGAUGACGAUUUGGAUAUAUGA